GCAAACGGUCAAAGGCGCGCUAAGAUGUGCGUUCCGAUCUGUUGAACUACAAGACACGUCUACUCCACAUGAGGUGUGAGUAAUUACACCCAAGAAGCGCCGGACGCCAAGAAAUCUUCCGAGCGAUUGGUUCCGUGGCGGGGUCCCCUUGUUUACAAACAAAUUCUUUUUUCUCUUUUUGAAUCAGUUGUUUGUAGUCGUAGACUCGUAGUUGUGUUCUUCUGGGGAAGAGCUUGUAUGGAAACGCGGUCGCCCUCGUCUUCGUCACCAUCGCACAGACAAGACCACCACCAUCAAUGUUCUUCUCCUCCUCGUCUUUCUCCAAAUACAGGUACAGGAACAGCAACAACAACGGGGACGGGAACGAGAGCUAUGAAGAAGAAGAAGAAGCUGAGUAAUGGUAGUAAGCGAGGCGUGGUGGCGAGUGGGCUGAUCAUCGUGAGCCUCCUCCACCACCUCCGGCGCCGACGCCUCCUACACCCGCUCUUCUCGGCAGUAUCCGCCUGCGUGCUCCUCCUCUUCGCCGCCUCCUCCCUCCCCAUCAUCAACCACAACCACUUCUACUUCUCUGCCGGCAAUGCGGUCGAGGUCGGAUCCGUCUCAGAGACGGCGUUUACGGUGCCGGCAAGUGGAGGCAGCUUAGUCCGUGAUUUGUGGGCCUCCAAGCUGUCAAAGCUGUACCGCGGUUGCAGCAAUGCUAGCGAUAGGUUUGCAAGGGCUGAUGUGAAAACGCAUCCGAAUCGAUACUUGUUGAUUGCUACUAGUGGAGGCUUGAAUCAACAAAGAACAGGGAUAACAGAUGCUGUUGUUGCAGCUUACAUUUUGAAUGCUACUCUUGUUGUUCCCAAGCUGGAUCAGAAAUCUUUUUGGAAGGAUACCAGCAACUUUUCUGAGAUCUUUGACGUGGACCAAUUUAUAUCGUUUCUUUCAAAAGAUGUUAAAAUCAUUAAAGAGCUUCCCUCAAACGGAGGGAAAGCUCUAAAUACAUAUACCAUGCGUGUUCCAAGGAAGUGUAAUCCCAAAUGCUACGAGAGCCGUGUUCUACCUGUUCUUAACAAAAAGCAUGCCGUUCAGCUCACUAAGUUUGAUUACAGGCUUUCAAAUAAGUUGAAUGCUGGUUUGCAGAAGCUGAGAUGUAGAGUUAACUACCACGCUUUGAAAUUUACCGAUUCUAUUCUUGAAAUGGGUGAAAAGUUGGUUCAGAAGAUGAGGAUGAAAAGUGAUCAUUUCAUUGCCCUGCAUUUGAGGUUUGAACCUGAUAUGCUUGCAUUUUCUGGAUGCUAUUAUGGUGGGGGUGAAAAAGAAAGAGCAGAACUUGGUGCAAUUAGGAAGAGAUGGAAAACUCUACAUGCAAGCAACCCCGAUAAAGGACGAAGGCAUGGGCGAUGCCCACUCACUCCAGAGGAAGUUGGUCUUAUGCUAAGAGCAUUGGGUUUUGGAAGUGAUGCUCACUUAUAUGUGGCAUCAGGUGAAGUAUAUGGUGGUGAAGAGACAUUGGCACCACUCAAAGCACUCUUCCCAAAUUAUCAUUCAAAAGAGACUAUAGCCAGCAAGGAGGAGUUGGCACCAUUUUCAUCAUUUUCUUCUCGCAUGGCUGCGCUAGACUUCAUUGUUUGUGAUGACAGCGAUGUUUUUGUCACCAACAACAAUGGCAACAUGGCUAGAAUGUUAGCUGGACGGAGAAGAUACUUUGGUCACAAACCAACAAUCCGUCCAAAUGCUAAAAAAUUGUACCGAUUGUUCCUGAACCGAAAUAACAUGACAUGGGAAGAAUUUGCCUCCAGGGUUCGAACUGAUCAGAUUGGCUUCAUGGGAGAGCCAAACGAGGUGAGGCCAGGCAGGGGUGAGUUUCAUGAGAACCCAACAUCCUGCAUAUGCGAGAAGUCCAAAGCAAAGGCCAGGGAGGUUUUCAUUCCUCAUAGUCGAAAUAAAAGUGGCAAGGAAGAUAGCACAAAUAACGACACGGGUGAUGUGACAGACGAUCAGUUAAUGGAGGAUGAUUCUGAUAUGGAUUAUGCAGAGAAUGCAAUUAGGAUCCAAGAGAGAGGGCUCCCUAAUGAAACAGAUUCAGAUCCCAAUAUUUUGCUUAAACCCGAGCAACCUGAACUCGAGGAAGAGUUAUUUUCGGACUAAAAUCAAGGAGGCUGCACCCAUUUCCCAUUGAAAAGACUUAAUGGCAAUGACAACAAAGGACUUUGUACAUAAAGGCAUUGGCAAUCGACCUGAUUGAGCUUCCAGUUUCUGUAUAUGGUCGCACAGUACACUGGCCGUGGGGAUAAGCAAUCCUCCAUUCGGAUUUAGAAGCUUCUUGUACAUAAAAACCACCAGGAUAUGUGGCCAAGGACAGAAUCUUUUGCUCUCUUUGAGGAUUCUCACCGUAAGGCCAGGACAGUAAUAUGAUAGGAGGGACAUGAAAAAAAAUGGGGGGGGGGAAUUGACAUUGAUUUAUAACUUAGACUUUAGGUUUUCCCUUUCAUUUCUUUCUUUUUGAAUUUUGUUUUGCCAUUUCUUCUAGGAUAUGUAUACAUAAAAAUGUUUGGUUUAGAAUUUUUGAAAGUGAUGAAUACAAAGCAUGUUUUGUUAGGAGGCUGGACACCAAGAUGAAAGCAUGCUAACUUCUUUGAGGAUGAUUGUAUAAUAGGCCCUUCAUUUGUUUGAGAGACGUAUACCAUUGCUCUCAAAUUAUCAGCUUAGGGAGUGCGCAGGUCUCAAACUCUUGCCCGAAGUCUUUAGCCCUUUUAUCGGCAAAAGUGGAAAAAGGUGAUGCUUAUUCUUUAUAUCAUCACAUCCAAGGAAAUUAUUUAGUAAUACAGUUUUUCGCAUUUUUCCUUC
Molecule: messenger RNA, 2832 nt
Organism: Alnus glutinosa
Lineage: Eukaryota; Viridiplantae; Streptophyta; Magnoliopsida; Fagales; Betulaceae
Product: protein ROOT HAIR SPECIFIC 17-like
Exons: 11
Coding region: 238-2133 (631 amino acids)
Source: RefSeq, a predicted model, not a curated record